CAUCACCAACACUUGCUCAUGCUCGCUGGUGGCCGCCGCGUGCUGGUCGUCCGCUCGCCCGCGCCGUGCACCGCCCUCGUGCUGCAGACAGCCACCAAAUUGCAGCAGUCAUCCCCCAAGCUGCAUGUGCAGCAGCCAUCCGUCAUCAAUGGCUGGCCGUCGCUGCUCCUUCGCAAGCCGGACGGGAGCGCAAUGCUUGGCACCGAGCCUGACACGAGCUCGGGCUCGCAACCCCAGCGCUCCACAGGCGCGACUCCCGCCAUCUUUGGCAAUGCAGCCAGUGCCGGAUCUGCCUCUGGGCGCGUUUCCGAUCGGAUUGUCCUGCCCGGCGUCCGAGUAUCAGCGUGGAACCACACUGCGCACCGAUUCCCGUCGUCCUCGUCGUCGUCGUCGUCAGUGUUCUCGUCGACGUCGCCGUCACAAUCCACAACAAUGCUGCUGAGCAAGAGUGCGUUGGCUACAGCACCACGGACGCCGAUCGAGUCGUUCGCACGCAACGCGAUUGCACACAUCCAGCUUACGUGGCGCAGAGGAGGCGUUCCGAUCGUCAUGGCAUCGCGAGAAAUGGACGAAGCGCUGCAACAAGCUCUCGAGCAUGUCGAGCAAGCGUCAAGUUCCGCUGCAUCGUCUUUGUCAGACUCCGAGUCCAACUCGGCACAGACAGGUGCUCUACAAAGGCUCGAGAGCAACACCACACCGUCAGGCGAUGCGAAUGCCACCAACAUGUCCCGACAGUCGGCAAGCUCGACCAAGCUCGACUAUCGCGUCGUCAGCCUUUCAGCGUUGCUCGACAUGUAUCACCUCGCCUCGGAUCUGCAUAUAGAGCAAAUGAUUCAUUCCGGCCUCCUUCAAGAAGCGACGACCAUCUUGAAAUCCUAUCCCGACGAAGCAGCGGCUCGGCACCUCCUUGGAUACCGACAAGCAAUAGGCUACAUAUCGCACGAAUGGCUAAGCCCACGCUCUGUGUCUGCAGAGCGUGCUACACAGCAAUUCUUCCGCUUUUUGCGAAAGGCCAUGAAGGAUGGACGCCUAGCGGUGGAUGCCCAGCUUGAAAUUGACAACCAAGACCCCGAGACGGGUGGAUUGUGGUUGCCACGCACUGCGGUCGAAUCAGAUACUGCUGCACAGCUUGCCGAGCUUGCUACCAUCCCCCGUGCCGAGUUUGAGGAGCGGAGGGACCUGUCUCGUAUCCACCGUGUCAAGCCAUCGACCACAUCGCCGGCUGCGCCACGGCGCUACGCCGAUGUGGCACAAGUCUUCCAUCAGCUUCAACGGCUGGCUGUUGGCGUCAAGACCGCCUUUCCUCCUCCCGCACACACGCCACGGCUGGUUGGGCAGCUAUGGCACGUCACCCGAACCUAGUAGUUUGUCAGGCUGAUUCUUGUGCUGUUUUUCCCUGCCUGGUUGUACUCUUAAUCAAUAUUAUCAAACCUCCUA
Messenger RNA from Capsaspora owczarzaki ATCC 30864, 1437 nucleotides. RefSeq lists its product as hypothetical. The record is from RefSeq and is a predicted model, not a curated record. NCBI's taxonomy places the organism in Eukaryota, Filasterea, Ministeriida, Capsasporidae. The transcript has 5 exons. Bases 19 to 1362 code for a protein of 447 amino acids.